Messenger RNA from Tetrahymena thermophila SB210, 2406 nucleotides. RefSeq lists its product as hypothetical. The transcript has a single exon. The record is from RefSeq and is a predicted model, not a curated record. Lineage: Eukaryota; Ciliophora; Oligohymenophorea; Hymenostomatida; Tetrahymenidae.
CAAAAAUUAAAAACUAACUAAAUAAGUAUUUGGAAUUAAUUAAAUUCAAGAUAAUUUUAAUCAAAUUAAGAUAGAACUUUGACUUUGAGAUUGUAUAUGAACUCGCUUCUUAAUAGACCAUAGACCUAAAAAACAUAAAUAGAGCAGUUUAGCAAUUUUUAAGAAGGAAUAAAUGCAUUGUUUACUUCCACUUCCUCUUUGGAUUCUAGCCGUAUCUCAAAUAACUUUGACAAGGACUAUUGGAUAAACUAUUAUACUCAAUAAAAAAUUAAAGUGAAAGAGGAAAAACAAAAAAUACAAUUCUUAUCAGAUAAAAAAUAGCCUACUAACAUCUUAAAUGGCAAGCGAUAGUUAAUAUUUUCUAGACCAUACAAAUCCAAAGUUAUAAAUAAGAAGUAGGUUAACAUGAAAUUAGAUUCUUCUUAAUUAGAUUUAGGCGAGAGAGUAUUAGAUUGCUUAAAAUAGCAAGAAAAUAGCUAAGUAGUACAAUAAGAAGCAGAAUAACUUGAAAAUAUCUAGGCUAAUGAAAGCUAAAAUAAUUAGGUUGGUAAGGGAGAACAAUUAAUUAGUCCUUGCUUGUCUUAAAACAAUUUACAAAGUAUGAUUUCUUAAAAAAAUGAUUAAGAGUUUUCAAAAUAACAACAGCAACAACAAUAAUAAUUAAUUUAACUUUAAUUAUAGCAAAUACAAUAAUAUAACAUGCUUUUGUAAAAUUCAACACAAUUUCAGACUCCUUAAUCUUCAGGAUAAACAAGUCCUAUUUAGAGUGUUAGUACUUUAGCAUACAAAUAAAGUCAGAAUAAGCUGUAAUAAAAGUAAUUAGAGUGCAUUGGAAUAAGUUCAUAACGUUAGAUAUCGAGCAAUACUAACAAUAGUUUUCAAUCAAUGGUAUAAAUAAAUAAUGUGCAACCUUUUUAAUCUGUAAAUGAUAUUAAUUAGAGAAAGAGCUCUAUUUUUAGAGACGAUUCUAAUCAAAAUUCUAAUUAGCCUUCCAAAAACUAACUAGAAUUGCAAUGUAUUCAUGUUAAAAAGUUAAAAGGAAUAGGUGAAAAAAUAGAAAAAGAAAUAGCAAAGAACUUGUUUUCAAAUAAUCAUCUAAUUUUAGCUACCUCUCCAACUAAUCAGCAGCAUAUGUCACAGACGCAGAAUUAGUUUACUAAAACUGCAACACAAAAAGUUUAUCAGUCAUAAAAUUCUUAAGCUUUAAUAAAUAAUUUUAGUAUUAUGUAGAAUAAUAAAGUUCUUGAAAAAUCAAUAAUUAAUUUUUAGAAACAAAAAGCACUAAGCACUAUUAAAUACAAUUCUUUUUUGUAGGACUUAAACUCUGGAAGCCUCAAAUCAAGUAUUCAUCAAUCAGGAGAAUAGAAUAAACAAUUACUAGGAGUAUAAUCCCAAUAAGAACUUUAGUAUUGCAAAUUAAAGACAGAAUCUGCUUUAUUUAAUGGAAGAGGGAGUAUGACUCCUACUACUAUGAAGCAAGAUCCUAAUGAAAUUAUAUUUACAAGUUAAAAUAACUAUCAAGAUUCUUUUUUGGAGAACAAAGAUUAGUCUCAAAAAUUGUUUUUGCUUGAAGGUUAUAGCUAAACAACUAACUAAGCAUAAAAAAUAUAAUAAUUUCCUUAAAAUAAUUCAGAAGAUAUUCAAGUUUAACUAUAGCAAUCCUCUUUGUAAUAUCAAUAAGCUAUGUAGCCUUUAUAGUAGUUUUAAUAACUACAAUAAUAGUACUUGUUUCCUAAAAGUUAAGCAGGAAAUUAAGCAUAAUUUUUUCAAGAACUCAAUAAAUAAAGAAUUCUUAGUAGCAAUAAUAAUAACGUAGUAUAAAAUUUAUCUAAUAUAAGCUCAGUACUUAUAAAUAAUUAACAAUAACAAAAUGCAACAUCCAAAAAGCGAUUAGCUUCUGCUAAUUAAUAUAAUAGAAAAUUGAUGUCUAAUUAUAAAAAACAAGAGCUUUUAGUAACAACAAUAAAACCAGAAUUUAUAAAUUCAUAACUAGAAGAAUAGAGUAAUAUUAAAAAUAGUAUCCAUAUCAAAACUCAAAUUUCAAAUAACAGCAUGAUUAAUUCUAAAAACAAUAAAAACAAAAAUAUAACAAUAAAUAACACUAAUAAUGAAAUUAACCAAAAUCAAUAACUAAACUAAUCAAAAAAAAUACCAGGAUUUAACGUCCUCGAGGGCAUUCAAUAGUUAAGCAUAAAAUAAUAGCUCCAAGGCUCUUAAUCAACUACAAAUGCAACUUCUACUUCUUCUUAAAUAAAUAACAAUAUUACUAACAAGCAAUUCAAACUAACAAAUUUUACUAGCCCUAAAACUCAAAAAAGCUUUUAGGUUUUAUAUAAAAUAUGUAAUAAAAAUAUACUAAAUACUGGUCUAAAAGAACAGAAAUCAACAUUUAUUAAACUAAUAUGA